AGAGAGAGAGAGAGAGAGAGAGAGCAUCAUCAAAACACUGGCAUACACCGCUUUCUCUGCCCGGAUAUCGAAAGAGGACAACAGGGAAUUUAGAGGUUAAAUUAUAAACAACAGCAAGAGAGAACAGGGAGGCUGUGCGCCGAGGAGCCAAGGAGAAACCAGAAUCCAUCACUGCAGAAGCAGCAGUGGUAGUAGAAGCAGGAGCAGAUUCGAGAAGAUUUUCCGUGUCGGUUGCCCGGUGCUCCACACACCCCUGUGCCUUUGAACCAGCAGCGGGAGGAGGGGAGGACCAGAGAGGAGGCUGUGCCGAAAGGAGGAGGACCAUGGAGGGGAUGCAGGCAUACGGAGCCGGGAAAGCCGGAGGAGCCUUCGACCCCGUCACCUUCUUCCAGCAGCCUCAGACCAUUCUCCGCAUAGUGUCUUGGCUCUUCUCCAUCGUGAUCUUCGGCUGCAUCGCCAACGAGGGCUACAUCAACCGCCCCAACGAAGUGGAGGAGUACUGCAUCUUCAACCGCAACCAGAACGCCUGUAAUUAUGGCGUCUUUAUGGGCUCCAUGGCCUUCCUCUGCUGCAUGGCCUUCCUAGCUCUGGACGUCUACUUCCCCCAGAUCAGCAGCGUCAAGGAUCGUAAGAAGGCAGUGCUGGCUGAUGUCGGAUUGUCAGCAUUCUGGUCCUUCAUGUGGUUUGUGGGAUUCUGUUUCCUGGCAAACCAGUGGCAGGUGACCAAACUUGAGGACAACCCACUGAAGGAGGGAGGGGACGCUGCCCGGGCAGCCAUUACGUUCUCCUUCUUCUCCAUAUUCACCUGGGGUGCUCAGACUCUCUUCUCUAUGGAGAAGUUAAAGAAUGUGUCGUUUGAAGAGGAAUACACCAAGCUGUUCCCUCCUCAGCCCAGCCAACCUCUUGUCUGACUCUGUUAUGUCUUCUCCCCAUGCUGCCUUAACCCUCCACAGCUGGUCCUACAUACUCCUGUUACUCAACUGUGGCUGCACUUGUUUAAAGGUUCCAUGACAUGGUGCUCUUUUGAUGCUUUUAUGUAGACCUUAGCGGCCCCCUAAUACCAUAGCUGAAGUCUCUUUCCCAAAAUUCAGCCUUGAUGCGGAAUUACAGCCACUAGAGCCAGUCCCACAAUGAGUUUUCCUUAGCAUGUGCCAUCACAUGCGUGCCUAGUAACAUCAAGUGCUGCAUCAAAUGAGAGUAUUUGUAAUCCAGCAGUAAGAGCAACAGUUGUACCAUUAAUACGUGUUACUCAACAAUUUUAUCUGGAACCCUUAAACAAGUGCAGGCCACCACUUCUUCUCCUCAUUAACACAAAGGUUUACAGAGGGAUUUAUAUGAUGCUUUGUAAUCUUGCUGUAGGGGUCAGAAUGAUUAAGGUCACUGUUUUUAUACGUGAUAAUUCUGUUUGAAACAGAAUUACACCCUUUUUAGUACAUUUCUCAGAGUGCAUUGCUUGAAACUUUAAAGGAUUUGUAUUUAUUUUGGUUUUUGAUGAAGCUACAUUCAAAGCCAUCUCUUCAGUCCUUAAAGGAACAGUUUGGGAAAUGCACUUAAUUGCUGGUCUCCCGGUCUUUAUGCUCAGCUUAGCUAACCUUACCAGCUGCUGGCUUCAGACCGACAUUAAAGAGGUAUCAGUCUUCAUAUCGAAACAAAACUACAGCUUUGUUUGCUCCAGUUUUGCAGAUCAAAGUUUUUCCCUGUAAAUUUCUAGGCAUGUCUAUGCUUUCAACUCUUCCACUAUUUUAUUAAGUUUAGCAGGUAGAUUUGUUUUUGUUUUUAUAGCUUUUUUGAGAUUGAUUUCACAGUUUAAGCUGUUGACAGUUUAACACAAUUUAAUUGAAGUAUCAAACUGCUUUUAUUGCCUAUGCAUACGGUUUUUAUCGCUUGAUGCAUGUUAUUGGGUCAUAAAUACUAUACUUAAAUGUGCCAUAUUGACAAAAUAUCUGACAUUCUCAGGGUUCUGUCUCUACAUUGUUUUUUAUCUGACAGUUUUUCUAAAGGUUAAUUGACUUGUUUUUCAUAUUACACAGUCAAUCAACUCAACAACAUAAUUGAUGGACCCAAGACAGAGUGGUGUAUCAGACUGAAAGAGUCAAAACUCUUCAACCAGAUUCAAUCUGUCUGCAGCAUCUGAUUGAGCCGAGACAUACCAGUAAAUAAAACCCUCAUGAAACUUCCCAGCACUGAGAGCUUAAAUCAACUCAACUCUUUGUAGUUUUCUCUUUCUCUUUGUGAGUGUCUGUGUUUGCUCUGUGUACUCAUGGUAUCUUUGGCUCCCAUCCAGUUUUCUUGAAACAUCUGUAAUUAUCGCAAAAAUAUAUAUUUGUGGUGUUUUACAGUGCGGUGGCUCAGCUGUGUAAUCAUGCACACAGACAGUUCAAUUGCUUGGUCCCUAUCCCACUGUGGACUACGGUGAUGCUGAGUUGGUGUUUCUCAUUGUGGAGCCUUUUUGCACAGCUGCCUAUAGAACUAACCUGCUCUGACUGACUAAAUGGCUCGCUCACACCAAUCUAAUUAGCUUCACAGCUUUCCGAGCCAACUAAUCAAUGUUUCCUUCUCUCUCUUUGUUCUCUCCCUUCUCCCAAAACCUCUGCUCUAACACUUAUACCUCUCUGCUGCCACAUCUAUCCAUUUCGCCACACCUUUCAUCAAUCUAUUUGUCCUCUUUGCCUUCUUGUCGUCUUCGUCUUCUGUCCAUCACCAAUCGCUCCAUCCCCAAGGCGGGCCAGUCCUUCCUGGGCUUCCAGAGGUACAAGUUGGGGGCCGACUCAGCCCUCUUCUCCCAGGAAUACACAGACCCGAGCCAAGACGCAGCCGGAGCCCCUUACACCUCCUUCAGUGGGGAUGACCUGGAGAGCCCAGGAGGAGAUGGAGCCGUGGGCCAGGCUAAGAGCGAUGGGGUCUUCGAUGGCACUGGAGGCUACCAGCGUCAGGACUACUGAGAUAUUGGGGCGAUAUAUAUUAAGGUGGAAGGAUCUGGUUGGAGUUACCCAUAGUUCCUAAUUUAAAGCAGGGUUUGUAUAGUUUAUAUCACACUAAAAAAACAGUUUGGGUCAAUAUGGCAUCAAUGCAAUACCAGUACCAAUAGGGUUGUUUGGGCCCAGUGUUGUACAAAACAAGCUUGAGUUUUACCUUAAAACUGUCACAAAUCAUAUGACAUUCAAAACUGUAAAGGAUUCAUAUAUUAUUAACAUUCAGUAGCAAACAGUGAGAUGUCAGUAGGUUUAAAAGGAGUUAGAGUAGAUUAUAACAAUUUGCAACCAUACCAAAUUGUAGUUUGGGUAAAUAACCCAACAGUAAAGUAAUAUGAACAAAAUAACAAUCAAGCUGUGUUGCCCUGGUGGUUUUCUAUCCGGGUACUGGGUAAAGUUAAGACAAUAUUGCUUUGGUGCUAUAAUGAACCACAUUGGGGCAGUUUUGACAUAGUGAUUUUUUGAGUAUACAUGCAACAAUUAAUGCAUUUAGCUGGCAGAAGACGUUGUUGGAUUUAAUACUUGUAACAUUUCAGUUAUCAGACUCAAAUUUUCAUUAAAAGCAGAGUUUAUCUCUAGGUCAGAAAUUGUAAUGCACUUUCCAGAUUUUGAGACAACAUGUCAAUUAGGUGUUGAGUCCACAGUAGAUCGGGUUCAGGACAUACAUGGGAAGGGGUUAUGGGAUGCAGAGAGACACUGGGUGGGGUUAAACAUUUCAGAAACAACAUAGUGGGAAGACAACAGGAGUUUGGGAAGAAUUGGGAGGUCAAGGGUUUGCAGAAACGGUCACUCUGUAGCAGAUCAAUGCUUGUGACCAUAUAGCCUUCAUUCUCUGAGGUCUGCUGUCAGUCAGCCACAUAACUGCGAUCAGUGUUAGUUGAAAUGCACACAUACACACAAGACAAAGACACAUGCAAGCACACAGCAUAUAGAUUUCUUACAGACAACACAUGAUUCUGCUGAUGAAACUCCUAGAGGUGCAUAAUAGGAUCUCAGCAUAGACAAACAAGCAACAGUGGCAUAUCUGGCAACUAAUCCCCUCAACUGUAACUGGAGUGUGUUUGUGCAUGGGUUGAAAGGUCUCCUUUGUUUUUUAUUUUUUUAUAUGUGGAUGAGAGAUGUGUGUUUUCUUUUUUCCCUGAAAAACCCAAUUUUUCUUUCCUCGAUUGCUGCCUUAGUGCUGACUGCCAAGCAAAAUCCAACGAACACAGGGCAACAUACACCCAACAUGCACAGUAUCACAGUUCUCCUUCACCAUCUUUAGAGCAAAAGUACAGCUAAUUCAAUUGUGUCUUGCUUUUUACCUUAAGCACAUAAAAACCCUGAACAAAACAAGCAUUUGUCAUCGUUACAUCAUCCCAAAUGAUACAAAAAA
Etheostoma spectabile (orangethroat darter) is the source of this 4347-nucleotide messenger RNA. RefSeq names its product synaptogyrin 1b (gene syngr1b). Gene Ontology annotation, cellular component: neuromuscular junction; synaptic vesicle membrane. Bases 324 to 911 code for a protein of 195 amino acids. The record is from RefSeq and is a predicted model, not a curated record. The transcript is spliced from 4 exons. Lineage: Eukaryota; Metazoa; Chordata; Actinopteri; Perciformes; Percidae.